This is a messenger RNA of Gekko japonicus, 628 nucleotides long. RefSeq names its product lanC-like protein 1. Gene Ontology annotation, biological process: carbohydrate metabolic process; peptide modification. The annotation marks the transcript as partial. The transcript has 4 exons. The record is from RefSeq and is a predicted model, not a curated record. Lineage: Eukaryota; Metazoa; Chordata; Lepidosauria; Squamata; Gekkonidae. Gene Ontology annotation, cellular component: plasma membrane.
AUGGAAACGCCCUUCCCUCGCCGCGACGGAGAACCCGAAGUCUCCCUCGACUCCGCGACCGCGAUCCCGUGGCCCUUUGCCCGCGACCGUGCCCCGCCUCCUUCCGCGUCGCGUGACCGACGCCGUGACGCAGCGCCCAGAGGAAGCCAGGAGGUCCGUCCCGCUUUUAACCCUGUGCUUGCCUGUCCCUCUCAGCCCGGGCUCGGCGUGAGCCAAACCAAGUUGCACAACGCGGUCAAGCCAAGCGUGGAUUACAUCUGCCAGCUGAAGUUCCCCUCCGGCAAUUUCCCUCCGUGCAUCGAGGACUCCAGAGACUUGCUCGUGCAUUGGUGCCACGGUGCGCCCGGCGUCAUAUACAUGCUCCUUCAGGCCUACAAGGUGUUUGGGGAGCAGAAGUACCUCAGCGAUGCCCUGCAGUGCGCCGAGGUGAUCUGGCAGUGGGGGUUGCUGAAGAAAGGUUACGGGCUGUGUCACGGGACAGCUGGCAACGCAUAUGCCUUCCUGACUCUCUACAACCUCACUCAAGACAUGAAAUACCUCUACAGAGCUUGCAAGUUCGCUGAAUGGUGUUUGAGUUACGGACAGCACGGGUGCCGGACGCCGGAUACUCCCUUUUCUCUCUUCGAAG